AUGCACGCCUAACUUCAACUACUACGAUUCACCUCAAUUUCUAUCUACAGGUAUGCACAUCGCUUCGGUAAUUAUCACACCAGUCCACCUACUCGGCUUAUACUGUAUUAUAUACAAGACCCCUUUGCAAACUCGUGCUCUCUUACGUCAGACAAUGUUCCUUUCACGUUCAUAAAAUUGCUAGGCCCGUAUAUCAGUAGUAUCCUAGCUCAAAUAUUCAAUAUCAGCAUGACAAGAGGUGAAAUUCCAAAAGCAUGGUCAGAAUCUAUAGUCAUACCGCUACCAAAAUCUAGCAAGCCAAAAGAUGCUCUUGACUUUCGCCCUAUUAGUAUCACGUCCAACAUAUGCCGCGUCUAUGAAAGAUGCAUACUUACUAAACUAGAAUCUUUCCUGAGUGAUACUAAGUUUUGGAACAACAAUCAACACGGUUUUCGCCCUAUUAAAUCAACUAUCACAAAUAUGCUGGAAUGCAUGAAUAACUGGACCAAAAACAUAGAUGAAGGAGCACAAACUGACGUUAUAUAUCUAGAUUUCUCAAAAGCUUUUGAUAAAGUAUCGCAUGACAUCCUUCUAGAUAAGUUGACUUCAAUUAAAAUCAACAAACAUCUGAUACGUUGGCUCGAUAGGUUCUUGACUAAUAGAUCGUUUAAAGUAAAAGUGGGAAACACACUUUCAGUACCUAAAAAAGCAGUGUGUGGGGUUCCACAAGGAUCUGUUCUUUCACCGGUACUUUUCGGCAUAUUUGUCAAUGAAAUAUCCGCAAAUUUGCCUGUAGGAGUAUACUGUAAACAAUUCGCAGAUGAUAUAAAAUUAUACGCAGCCACUCCAAAGAGUCAAUCUCAAAAUUCUCUCCAAUCAGCAAUUGACGUAGUUACCGAUUGGGCACUCAAUAAUAAACUCCUUUUAAAUCCCUCAAAAACUUUUCAUUUAACCCUAGGAAAAUGCAAUACAAAUUAUACCUAUUUUUUGAAUGGACUCCCUAUAAAAAAAGAAGUAUCAACAAGGGACCUAGGAUUCCUAGUGUCUGAAAAACUCGAUUUUACGGACCACUGGAAAAAGACUAUCAAUCUCACUAAAUACCAACUAUUCCAAAUCUUCAACACUUACUCUAGUAAAAGCGUAAAGUUUAUGACAUUACUCUAUAAAACUUUCAUAAGGCCUAGACUAGAAUAUGGCACAGUAAUCACUAGUCCAAUUAAGAAAAACGACUCAAAAGCUAUAGAAUCAGUACAAAACGCGUUUACGAGAAGGCUUUACAGUAGAAUGAAAGGUAGAUACAUCAGACCAGAUGACAAAGAUUACAAAUCGGCCUCGGAAAGAAAUGAAUUAUUUAAGCUCUCAACGUUAGAAAAUAGAAGAUUAGCAAUUGAUAAAAAACUCAUAUCCCACAUGAUGACUGGGAAAAUAGGUCUUGAAACGUCUGAAUUUUUCAACUUUACUGAAAAUACACGUACACGUUCGAAAUACAAAUUCUCUUGGAGCAAGUGCAAAACUAGAAUUAGGCGGCAUUUUGUUAUUAAUCGUACCUUAAGUACGCAACUAAACAAUUUUUUACACGAUACAACCGAUCAUAAGCUCUCCUUAACUUCUGCUCUUCAAAUGUCCAGUUUCCCUAUCCUCUUCAUCUUCACCCCCCUUUCCCAAUUUUUUUUUCUUCUAUUAUUUGUAUUUGUCUUCUGUUUUUUGUUGUUUUUAUAUUUAUGUAAUUGGUUUUCAUCACGUCUCCGAGAGAGCGUAAUAAAUAAAUAA
Messenger RNA from Caenorhabditis elegans, 1749 nucleotides. The record is from the annotation of a RefSeq genome assembly. NCBI's taxonomy places the organism in Eukaryota, Metazoa, Nematoda, Chromadorea, Rhabditida, Rhabditidae.